UGACUGCAACCCAAGUGUAAAUAUGAUGGCGGCCGCGUAAGUACGCGGAAGCGGGUAGUAUCUGCGUUUGAAGACGUCAAUGCGAAAGUCGCGCAGCCAGCAACGCGUGUGGUUUGUUUCGCCUGAAAAAGUUUGUGGACCUCUCGCGAUCGUUUUCUUUAGAGGACCCUAAAGUUCUGUGCGGCUCUUUGCACGACCUCCUUGGGAGCGUGUCUCCUGCAAUGACGUCUCCGCCGAAACCUUGGGAAACAUGCGCUGCGGGUCGCCCGUCUACAUCGACCGCCGGGCACGUAAACAGUUCUUCCUGGGACGACAGUCUUGCAAGUAACAGUGGGCUGCCGAAUGGCCCCGUGGGUCAGCCUCACGUGACCCACCAGCCACCAGCCAUACCACCAAGGCCUAGCCAACAGCCACUGCAUGCUGGCUCUGGAUAUGGCUACGGCUAUGGAUCGGCCAUCUCCCCAUAUGGCACUCGAUAUGGUUAUGGAGCUGGUGCCUAUGGAUACAAUAGCGGCCUGUAUGGGACCAGUGGCUUGUACGGCACAGGUGGCAUGUAUGGGACCAGUGGCUUGUACGGCACAGGUGGCAUGUAUGGAGCAGGUGGUUCGUAUGGAGCUGGCCCCUUGCAACAGCUAGCAGAAGAAAGCACCCGAGGUGCAUUUCACUCGGUCGAGGCUGUUGUCCAGGCAUUUGCCUCGGUGAGCUUGCUGCUGGAGUCGACGUACCAGGCACUGCAUAGCUCGUUCCGUGCUGUAGUUGGUGUCGCAGACCAGUUUGGGCGACUGAAGCUGCACCUAGCACACACGUUGUCAGCACUUGCCCUGGUGCGCUCCCUUCGGUGGCUGCUGCUCCGGACCUGGUACCUCCUGCGAGGGCGCAGUGGCAUGACCGAGGCUGCCUGGAACCAAGCAACCAGAGCAGGGUCAGCGAUUCCGUCUGCAAGCCCACCCCCGGCGGAUGGCUCUUCCAGCUGGCCCAUCGUGGCUUUCUUCGGCUUUGUCGUAGGUGCACCCUGGCUCCUGUGGAGGAUCUUCAGUGCAGCAGCUCACAGGGAGGCCCGGUGGGCAUCGGGUGAGGAGGAACACCAUGUGGCCGUCGCAUUGUACGACUUCCAGCCUGAAGCACCGGGUGAACUGGCAAUCAGGGCUGGGCAGGAGCUGCGCCUGGCACCGAAGGAGCUGCAGCCCCGAGUGCGUGGCUGGCUGCUGGCCAGCUUGGACGAGGGUCGCCAAGUGGGCCUGGUGCCGGCAAACUACGUCAAGGUGCUGGGAGUACGGCCAGCCAACAAGGGCACUGCUACAGCAGAAGUUGCACCACCGCCACCGUGACUUCCUGCUUAGCCAUUACUGUUUCUGUGUACAUAGUCUGUGGAUGUUGAAAAAUUAAACGAAUAAUUUGCAUAUUUAGGCCAA
Molecule: messenger RNA, 1412 nt
Organism: Dermacentor silvarum
Lineage: Eukaryota; Metazoa; Arthropoda; Arachnida; Ixodida; Ixodidae
Product: probable peroxisomal membrane protein PEX13
Exons: 7
Coding region: 222-1328 (368 amino acids)
Biological process (GO): protein import into peroxisome matrix, docking
Cellular component (GO): peroxisomal membrane; peroxisomal importomer complex; peroxisome
Molecular function (GO): protein binding
Source: RefSeq, a predicted model, not a curated record